Molecule: messenger RNA, 590 nt
Organism: Sorex fumeus (smoky shrew)
Lineage: Eukaryota; Metazoa; Chordata; Mammalia; Eulipotyphla; Soricidae
Gene: SERP2
Product: stress associated endoplasmic reticulum protein family member 2
Exons: 3
Coding region: 284-481 (65 amino acids)
Biological process (GO): endoplasmic reticulum unfolded protein response
Cellular component (GO): endoplasmic reticulum
Source: RefSeq, a predicted model, not a curated record
GCCGGAGGGGCCGUGCCGGGUAGGGAGCUGGGGGGACCGGAAGGAUGGCGAGGAAGUAGGAGAGGGUUUCCUGAGAUGAAAGAUUACUUCCGUCCGGGCUCUGGCCUCUCUCUGGAGCCGGCUCCUUGGGGGUUGGGGACCCGGGUGCGCGGGGUGCAGGCUCGGCCACCUGCAGCGCCCAGCGCGGGCGGGACGCGCUCUGCCCGGUCCGGGGGCUCACGCGGCGGCGGGGGGUGGGGGGUCCUUGCAGGUGGGAGUCGAAGCCUUCGCUAGCGCCCAAGCCAUGGUGGCCAAGCAGCGGAUCCGGAUGGCUAACGAGAAGCACAGCAAAAACAUCACCCAGAGGGGGAACGUAGCCAAAACCUUGAGGCCACAAGAAGAGAAAUAUCCUGUGGGACCAUGGCUGUUGGCACUGUUUGUUUUUGUUGUCUGUGGUUCAGCUAUCUUCCAGAUCAUUCAGAGUAUAAGGAUGGGCAUGUGAGGAGGCCCACCCUCCGGAGACUGGAGGACCAUGUGAGUUGAUAGUCAGGUAGGAUGCACACAAGCCACAGACUAGAAGAGGACGCCUAGAAACAAAGGCUUCUGACAGC